This is a messenger RNA of Drosophila navojoa, 1217 nucleotides long. RefSeq lists its product as uncharacterized. Lineage: Eukaryota; Metazoa; Arthropoda; Insecta; Diptera; Drosophilidae. The record is from RefSeq and is a predicted model, not a curated record.
GCCAAUUGUUUUCGGUAGUUAGUUCAAGGUAAGAUUUCAACGGUAAAGGACGUUUAUUGGAUUAAGGCAAAAAUGAAUAUAUUACUUGGCAAUUGUGUGGGCAGCUGUGAUCAAUUGGCCGGCCCGCCGCCCGAUUUCAUAUUAUCGAUGCCACCGCCGCCGCUGCCAUCGUUUCUGAUCUCGAAACCAAAGAGCAUUGAUAUAUUAUUGCCAGCGAAUGAGUCGCAGCCCUGCUUUGCGGCAUUCAUGUGCGGCCAGAAUCAACAUAAUGAGAGCGGCAAUGAGCUGAUGGAGCUGGUGCGCAGCGAUACGAAGAGUAUGGAAAAUGUUUGGUUUUUCGUCUCGUCCUGCAUUGGCAUCUUUGUGCUGGGCUGUUUUCUGGCAUUGAUCGUAAUUCGAUGCAAAGACACCUUUUUCUCGUACCACGAUGCGAAUAUCAAGCAAACGGCCAUCAAUGCCCUGGGUGAAGCAACCAAGUCCAACGCCUUCACAUCGGGCGGCAUACUCUAUCCGUGCGCCACGGCCAAUAGUCGAGAUCUGCUCCAGAGCCAGCUAGUAAACGACAGCCGUCUGCUGUGGGCCACCCUAACACCGCACGGCACCCGGCAUUUCAUAAUCGAGAACUCACAGGAUGGACACUACGAGUCCGUUGACUAUCGCGGCAAGGCACACAAUCAGGUGUUCCGCGGCUAUGCCAAGCAAUCCCAAUCCUUUGUCAAGUCCUUCGAUAAUAAUGGCUUUGUUGAUUACGACUAUGAGGAUCCCACACCCUUGAUGGACUCCUACCAUGAUGACAUGGACUCGGGCUAUCAGGAGCCGCAUGAAGUAACCGGUUCGCUGCGUCGUUCCCCAAUGCGUGCGCUCGCCUCGUCGCCGACCACACACGAUAUCUCGAACAUCGCAUCGGCCAGCUAUAGUGCCAGCCUGGCGCCCAGCAGCCAAGCGGCGCCCAAUUCGCUGUCCAUCAGCCGUAAGACAACGUUGUCGCGUCGCAUCAGCGAUGCCUCCUCCCAUAAUGGGACAUCCAUGUAAUUGGUGGCAUCGGCAAUAAUGUUAAUCAAAAUGCAAUCAAGUUUUUUUGUAAAUUAAGCAUGAAUCUAUUGAGCGAAGAGCGAACGGAGAAAGCUGAUUCGAUGGAACGCCUGUCGUCCAAUAAAACAAAACUAAACUCAAACUCAAACUCAAACUCAAACUAAACUCAAACUCAAACUCAACUA